GCAGAUUUCUCUAGAGUGUUGCAGUGUCGCUGAAACGUAACCAGAGAGACAUUGCAAAGGUGAAAUCACAAGAAUGAUGGGUUUAAGUAUCUUAAAACAAUUUGUGGUGCUCGCCAUUCUGCUUCAUACAGGUGUUAGGAGUAAGGAUUCAGUGUUUGUCUACAGCAGACUCGGAGGGGAUGCCCUCCUGCCCUGCACCAAAACGACCUCUGCUGAUUGCUCCACGGUCACCUGGACCUUCUUCAAAGGUGGCAAGGUGCGAUACACUGCAGAGGUCAGCGGAGGGAAAAUCAACUUAGACUCAGACAAAGCCAGCAGGAUGACCAUCAUGCCUAACUGCUCCAUCGUCCUUGGUGACCUCAUCAGGGAAGACGCUGGUUCAUAUGUGUGCCUGGAGAACGGGACGCCCAUUAGUGACGUCUACCUGUCCCUGCUGAGCAUCAGCUCAGCCUCAUCGAUCACUGAGCUCCAGCCUGGAGGGAACCUCAUCCUCACCUGCAUCCUCUUCACCUACUAUGAUGCAGGGAGCUGCAAGUCGUACUCCAACGUGUUCAGGAUCCACUGGCUGGAUAAAGAUGGAAAGCAGCUGCCGCAAAACGACAGAAGAUACAAACUGAUUGAAAACACACGGUGUAACAUCACCCUAGUCACAACGCUGCAAAUGGAGGACAACAACAGGAAGUGGAGGUGUCAGGUGGACACCAGUGAGAACAAAACGGCUGCAUUUCUGGACUUUAAAUCCUCCUUCCUGUUCCUACACGGCAACACAGAACAGACAGUACAGCCUAUGGUCAUAGAGGAGCGGCGUGCAGAGCUUCCCAUCAGCCGGAUCCUUCUCUGUGCGUCUCUGCCGCUCAUGGUGUGCAUUGUGGGACUCUUCACAUGGAAACAAGACCGCAAGAAAACAAAGACAACAGCUGUUAUCGAGCUGCAGGAGGUUCACUGACUGUACAUCACUGUAUAUCAUUUUUUUU
This is a messenger RNA of Cyprinodon tularosa, 974 nucleotides long. RefSeq lists its product as uncharacterized. Gene Ontology annotation, biological process: interleukin-15-mediated signaling pathway; positive regulation of ERK1 and ERK2 cascade; T cell activation. The record is from RefSeq and is a predicted model, not a curated record. The coding region runs from base 74 to 946 and encodes 290 amino acids. Gene Ontology annotation, molecular function: protein tyrosine kinase binding; MHC class II protein binding. The transcript has 3 exons. Gene Ontology annotation, cellular component: external side of plasma membrane; membrane raft. Lineage: Eukaryota; Metazoa; Chordata; Actinopteri; Cyprinodontiformes; Cyprinodontidae.